This is a messenger RNA of Anopheles maculipalpis, 501 nucleotides long. Its product is annotated as cysteine-rich hydrophobic domain-containing protein 2. The transcript is spliced from 3 exons. The coding region runs from base 1 to 501 and encodes 166 amino acids. NCBI's taxonomy places the organism in Eukaryota, Metazoa, Arthropoda, Insecta, Diptera, Culicidae. The record is from RefSeq and is a predicted model, not a curated record.
AUGAUGGCCGAUUUCGACGCAAUCUACGAGGAGCAGGAGUUGUCGGAGGAGAACCUCGAGGAAGCGCACGUACAGCUAGUUCCGGAUCCGAUUGUGAUCCGUGGAGCAGGCAAUAUGACAGUGUUUGGCUUAAGCAAUCGGUUCAACGUCCAGUUUCCAGCCGGUCUGGUUUCGCGCGUUGCACCGGAAGAGUUCAAAGCGACCGUGUUGCGGAUCAAUGCCGUGCUAAAGAAGACGCUACCGGUCAACGUGAAGUGGCUGUUCUGUGGUUGCGUUUGCUGCUGCUGCACCUUAGGAUGUUCUCUAUGGCCUGUGAUAUGUUUAAGUAAGAGGACGCAGCACACGCUAAACAAACUGCUCGAGUGGGAAAACAGCCAUCUUUACCACAAGCUCGGACUGCACUGGCGCCUCAGCAAACAGCAGUGCGACUCGAACUCGAUGAUGGAGUACGUGCUGCUAAUAGAAUUCAUACCGAAAACGCCAAUCUACCGGCCCGACUAG